Messenger RNA from Xyrauchen texanus (razorback sucker), 882 nucleotides. It is a transcript of the gene cart3, whose product is annotated as cocaine- and amphetamine-regulated transcript 3. The transcript has 3 exons. Gene Ontology annotation, biological process: negative regulation of appetite; G protein-coupled receptor signaling pathway; cellular response to starvation. Gene Ontology annotation, molecular function: neuropeptide hormone activity. The record is from RefSeq and is a predicted model, not a curated record. The coding region runs from base 48 to 404 and encodes 118 amino acids. Lineage: Eukaryota; Metazoa; Chordata; Actinopteri; Cypriniformes; Catostomidae.
GGACCGCGGGAAGUGUGUAUUUACUUGAAUCAUUCUCGGCUUUGAACAUGGAGAGCUCCAAACUCUGGACAACAGCGAUGGCAUGCGCCGUGCUACUCUCCUUCGUCCACGGUGCUGAAAUCGACUACUUUGACAAUGAAUCUGACUUGGAAACGAGAGAUUUGAGAGAUUUUUACCCAAAGGACCCAAAUUUGACCAACGAAAAGCAGCUUCUCGGGGCUUUGCAUGAUGUUUUGGAGAAAUUGCAGAGUAAACCAAUCUCACUUUGGGAAAAGAAGUUUGGGCGCGUUCCCACAUGUGACGUCGGGGAGCAAUGCGCCAUCAGGAAAGGAUCAAGAAUUGGCAAAAUGUGUGACUGUCCACGUGGAGCAUUUUGCAAUUACUUUUUGCUGAAGUGCUUGUAAACAUAACAGCCAUAAAGUUGGAAUGUGAAUUGGAAAUAUACACAUCCGGAUACAAAAAAUAUUUAUACAUUAUGUUCUAUUUUUAUGAUUAUGAAGUUCUAACAUAACCGAUGAAUUUGAAAGAUUAUUCAAUUAUUUGCUGCCUGUGAAGUGUAAUUCAACCUGGAUAAAAUGUGUGCACCUUUAUUUUCUAAGGCAGUCUGUGUGUUUCCUAGUGUCAUAAUUUUUUUUUUUUAUGCCAUAUAAAUUCAUUUUUUCAAUGCACAUGAAAAGUAUUCUUUAAAUGAUAAGAAACAUUAUUGCUAUUGGUUGCAGGAGAAUUGCAGGACACAAGUUAUUUUAGUAAAUUAUACAUGUAAUCUGGAUUACAUAAUCAAAUUACAAAAAUGUUGUACUUGUAAAUAAAUUAAAUUCCAUUUUAAAAUCCUUGUAAUCAGAUUACAUUUGAUUUGUUAUGGAUUAUAUGAUUACAUAUUCA